AUGGCCAUACCACUCAAAUCUCCUCUGUUCUUUCUUCUGCUUGUCAUCACUCUCUUCUCCUUCACAGAAGCUGCUCGUCCAUUCAAUAUUUUGAAGGCUGGGGUUCAUCCCAAGAAGAAGAAUCUGGAGUUCUUUGAUGGCUUGACUCUUGGAGCAAUCAAGGAGUCAGGUCCAAGCCCUGGUGAAGGUCACAGCUUCACCAAUGCAAAAACUAUUGAUGAUAAAAAGUUCACCAACGUUCAGUUUCUUGGAGGGGUCAAGAAUGCAGGCCCAAGCCCAGGUGAUGGUAACAAGUUCACCAAUGGAAAGACCCUUGGAGGGAAUAAGACUUCCGGGCCUAGCCCACCUGGUGCAGGUAACAACUUCACCAAUGGAGGGAUUAAAACUUCGGGGCCUAGCCCUCCUGGUGCAGGUAACAAGUUCACCAAUGGAAAGACACUUGGAGGGAAUAAGACUUCAGGGCCUAGCCCUCCUGGUGAUGGUAACAAGUACACAAAUGGAAAGACGCUUGGAGGGAUUAAGACUUCUGGGCCAAGCCCUCCUGGUGAUGGGCACUACUGGUUCCCAUACUUCACAACUCUUGGAGGGGUCAAGAACUCCGGCUCAAACCCUGGUGAAGGCCAUAAGUCUACCAAUACUCAAACCCUAGAAGAGAUCAGGAAGAAGCACUCGGGCCCAGCUGCGAUGGUCGGAAGAGAAUCCUUCAAAUCGGCAAGUACUUCUGAAGUUGAAAUCCAAGCUUAA
This is a messenger RNA of Telopea speciosissima, 744 nucleotides long. Its product is annotated as translation initiation factor IF-2-like. The transcript has 3 exons. Gene Ontology annotation, biological process: regulation of developmental process; innate immune response. Lineage: Eukaryota; Viridiplantae; Streptophyta; Magnoliopsida; Proteales; Proteaceae. Bases 1 to 744 code for a protein of 247 amino acids. The record is from RefSeq and is a predicted model, not a curated record.